GGACAUGAAAACUAAAUUUAGCUACAGGAUGUCUGCUGCUCAGGCUUUCCCACCACACAUGAUAUCCCAGCAUCCUUUGCGCCGUUGACGAGCAAGGACGUGUUUCCGGAGAGCACCGAGGACACAUCGAGAAACGUCCCAAGUAUCGUUCAGACGGCUGACUGAAGCUCAGAAAGAUGGCUGAGAAUAUCGAGGAGAAGAUCAAAGGCUACAGGACUGCUCCCUUUGACGCCAGGUUCCCCAACACCAACCAGACCCGCAACUGUUUCCAGAACUACCUGGACUUUCAUAGGUGCAACAAGGCCCUGUCAGCCAAAGACCAGGAUGUGGCUCCCUGUGAUUGGUACCAGAGGGUUUACAAGAGUCUCUGUCCCAUGAGCUGGGUCGGCAAAUGGGACGAGCAGAUAGAGAAUGGAAGUUUCCCAGGGAAGAUCUGAAAUCAUCAGGACAGUCCACUGCAAGACAUUCUGUUACUCGUACCUUUACUUCUGUAGAGUCCCUGAGGGCAUCUUCAAACAGCUUUCACAUUGUCAUCAACAUUGAUGUCAUUAACCUUAUUAACUUAAACACGCACAACUUUUUACCCUUAAUGUUAAGGUCUGAAGUUUUGUUUCCUGACUCUAUUGUGAACUACUCUACAACAGUGCAGAUUUAAUUAAAAUGUUGUUCACAAUAA
This is a messenger RNA of Dicentrarchus labrax (European seabass), 676 nucleotides long. Its product is annotated as cytochrome c oxidase subunit 6B1. The transcript has 4 exons. The record is from RefSeq and is a predicted model, not a curated record. Gene Ontology annotation, cellular component: mitochondrion; respiratory chain complex IV. Lineage: Eukaryota; Metazoa; Chordata; Actinopteri; Moronidae. The coding region runs from base 177 to 437 and encodes 86 amino acids.